Gossypium raimondii (Peruvian cotton) is the source of this 402-nucleotide messenger RNA. Its product is annotated as methylesterase 17. Lineage: Eukaryota; Viridiplantae; Streptophyta; Magnoliopsida; Malvales; Malvaceae. The transcript has 2 exons. The coding region runs from base 22 to 402 and encodes 126 amino acids. The record is from RefSeq and is a predicted model, not a curated record. Gene Ontology annotation, molecular function: methyl salicylate esterase activity; methyl jasmonate esterase activity; methyl indole-3-acetate esterase activity. Gene Ontology annotation, biological process: jasmonic acid metabolic process; salicylic acid metabolic process.
GGAAAGUGAGCAGAGCAAGACAUGAGCGAGACAACUGAAAAGCUUCACUUCGUUGUGGUGCAUGUGUUCGGUCAUGGAGCCUGGUGCUGGUAUAAAAUCAGGAGUCUACUGGAAGCAUCAGGCUACAAGGUCAGCUGUAUUGACCUUAAAGGUUCGGGUAUGGAUCCAUCCGAUCCCAACACCAUCUUCAGUUUCCAAGACUAUAACAAACCCCUGAUUGACCUCCUCUCCAACUUACCUCACAACGAAAAGGUGAUACUGGUCGGACACAGUGCUGGAGGUAUGAGCUUAACCUAUGCCAUACACAGGUUUUCUAAGAAAAUUCGUAUGGCCAUUUAUGUCGCCGCUACUAUGCUCAAGCAUGGGUGUCAAAACCAUCUUUUGAAAAACAAAAAAUUUUAG